UUGUUAUGGGUGAUUUCAAUAGUUUUCGUUUUUUUUGGGACACCCUGUAGAUAAAAAAAAAGAGAUUUCAUGUAUGAUCUUUGCUCUAAGGUUGGAUUAAUUUUCAACUCCAUGAGAAAUAGUUCGCUUGCGAAAAGUUUGUAAAUUUUCUUUUGAAUUUCUGCAGCAUAGUUCAAGUUGAUUGUUCUCAAUUCAAAAGACAAUAUCCAAAUAUUUCGCUAACGAAUAAUUUCUCUGCAAGUUGAAAAAUCGUGUUAUAAUUCAUGGACGUAUUUAAUACCCGCAAUGUCAUUUUGGUUGAUGGAAACCAGUGAUGACCCUAAAUUACAUGCAGUGAAUUUCUUGGAAUGUGAUUGGUUACCGUUUCGUGAAGAUUCGUGUACAUAUAUACGCAAGCGAUUUGCACAAUCCUUCAUAUUGAUUAGAUAUUUUGUAGCGGUUGGUAGCUACUUAGCUGGAGGCGAUUUCAAUUGACUCUUACACCUUGCGCGGCUGUAUGGAUUGAACGAAAGGAAUACUCUUUUCAAAUAUGUGACUUGCUUCAAAGAAAUGGCUAAUUACCGUCCACCAAAUACUAAAAAGCGAGGUCGAAAACCGAACAAUCUUUCUGUUACGUUGUUUCUUCUUAAUCCAGAGACGACGAUUACGAAGAUCACAAAAGAAACAUGUUCAAAAGUGGCCAUCAAGUUGUUAAUGCAGAAAGGAUAUGGGCCACCUCGAUCAGAGCAUUGUAAAAAUGGAAACAUUGAUGGAAAAGUGGAGUUUCCCCUCGAACUAACAAAUGAAGAGUUCACAAGAAAAUUGGUCGAAAUUUAUCCUACAUUGGAAAGCGCUUGCUUUGUGUUCAUGAAAGCUGGAAAGGACAACAUGUUGGAGGAGUUAAAUCCAGGAAUAUGCUGCUUCAGAUGCUACACUCCAAAUAAUGUUUACCACAGUGAAAGAGGACAAGGCCGGCUCUACAUACGAAAGAUCACUGAGAACGAGAUCUCUCAGUGCAGCCAUGGGGAAUCUCUUUUUAAAAGAUUGUGUGCUGUUCCUAAUGGCCCACGGUUUUUACCAAUUCAACCAAAACCAUCAUCAGGCUCCACGGUCACAACAGUUGGGACUGAUUUGAAUAAAAACGCAGCUACACCUGUUGCUAUGCCAACAUUUGUUCAGUUACCUGUGUCAGGUACCCAGUCGGUAGUGCUGCUGUUACCUACCACAAUAUCUGCACCGGAUCAGUCAUCAGCACCAUCGGUUCAAAGUUAUGGUAAUACAAAUUUAACGCAAGGUCAAACUGGGCUCGUAACUAAUGUUUCUACCAUUGCAUCACUCCCAGCGGUUCAGGAUUCUAUCAACAGUGUUUCGGAAAGUCAACCACCAACGACGUCAAAUAGUAUUUCCCAGACAGUCAACACUAUUGGAAAUAUUGUUGUUCAAAAUCAGUUACCAUCAUCAUCAGAGACUAUCAUUUCCAGUAUGGUACCAACACUGUCACUUCAGAGUCCUGUGAACAUGUCAGCAACCACUUUUUUUACACAACCAGUUAACAAUUCAGUUAAUAUGGUAACCUCAAAUCAGGUACCACUACAACAAACUGGCGUAGUUCCUCCUGCGACUGCUCAAAUAUUUGCUAGCACAAUGCAAGGUCAGUCACCAAUAUCCGCAUCUUCCCCUGCCAGGAUUGCACCAACACCAGAAAGCUCUGGUAACCUAGGUACACGAGGUCAGGUGUCAAUGCAAAUUGUUCCAUUCUCAGCAUCAGGGGCAACAGUUUUAAAUACAGAUAUCACUGCAACACUCAAUUCGCCUUGGACAGUUCCAACAGGAACUAGAACGCCAACUGCCACGUCAGCACCGGGUUCAACAAUGUCUGUUUCUACAUUAAUGCCUUCCUCGACAUUAGGUUCAGCUGUUAUGAUUCCCCGUUCCAUUAUUUAUCCUGGUUCAACCCCACAUGUUCAGCCGUCAGUACAACCUAAUGUCGAUUUGCUUCAAGCAAAUCUUGAUGGUGAAGCAUCCACUGGCAGAAGUGUUGCACUUGGGGGCAUUUUGCAGAGAUUGUCGAUGAAUCUACCUUUUAGGAUGCAAGGUCAAAGUAUUGUAUCCAAUUCAGUUGCUAUCACAAGCAAUGCAUUAGAAAAUCCUGCUGGGGAAUAUCAAAGCCAGUCUUUGCCGUCAGGUUUUUCUGCUUUGCUUUCUAAUGAAGAACGUCCGCAAUCUUUUGGAUUGCAAACUUUGGCAGACGCUACAGUGGAACGUGGACCACUGGGCGAUGACCUGAUGGCUAUUUCAGGAAAUGAGAACCCACCAAUUGUGCAGGAAAACCUGGACAUAAUGAACCCUAAAUUUCUUAUUGAGAUUUUUCUUGAAACUGUCAAAUCAACGGGAAGACUAGAGCUAUCACUGAGUCUCCUUCAUAAUGAUGAUCUCUUGAAGGAGCUGAAUGCAUCUACAAUCAAUAUUCAUACGCUGGAAAUUCAAUCAUCAUGCGAGGUACACAAAGUUCUCAGUCUUUAUUCUAUUCCAUCCUGUUUAAAAGUUCUACAAAUUAACAACAAUAACUUGAACUACGAGGAUAUUGUUGCUUUAAAUAGAUUUCUUGGUAGCAUGAACGGCUUAAAUGAAUUAGAUUUAUCUGGCACAAAAUGCAUAAAAGACUACGUCGGUAGUUUUUUAGUUGUAGUAAGCAGUUGUAGAAAUUUAAGAAAAUUGUGUUUGACUGAUAAUGACCUAACUGAAGAAGAAAUUAACGACUACCUUAUUCCAACACUCGAAUCGAUUAAUGAUCUUGUAAAUAUAAAUUUAUCUAAAAGUAACCUCACGGAAACACAAGCAAAUCGCAUACUGCAGAAACAUAGAGAAAGUAAAAGCGCUCUUUCGUUAGAUUUAUCACAAAAUGCAUUACAGGGAAGUGAAAUUAUCAAAGGUCUUUGCCAACUGCAAUCCUUAGAAGAAAUUAAUCUCGCUUAUAACCAUGUUAGAUUUUUUCCAUUAACUGAGUUAGAGGAGGGGCGUAACGUUUCCCCAAUUAACACGAAGGCCAUUUCAUUAUGUUCUAAUCGCCUGACACCUGAAGAUAUAGGUCCUUUUAUCAAUCUGAUCCAAUCUGAUCUAUUUAAGCUUAACUUAGAUUUUAAUCAUGUUGGAUGUUCCAUUUGGUCUUUUUGCUCUUUGAGAAUCAAGCAAUUAAAAGUAUUAACUUUAGAAAAUGCUGAUAUUCACGGUCCCGCUGUCCAGGGUUUAGCAUCUCUACUCUCCUUAGCAACGGAACUUGAAGAAUUGAACCUAGCUUCUAAUAAUCUUACUUUGGAGGAUUUUCAAAAUUUCCAAUUGCCAUUAUCAAAGUUAAUUCAGAUGAAACGCUUGAAUUUAAACAACAAUCCUGAAGGGAUUUCAGUUGUUUUGCCUAAAAUUCUUGCCAUCUUUUAAAUCUUUGGAAGAAUUAAAGCUGAGUAACGUUCAUUUGAAUGGUUGUGGUGUAAGCAAAAUUUGUGAAUCGCUUGCUUCCUUGAAAGGUCUGAU
Dendronephthya gigantea is the source of this 3507-nucleotide messenger RNA. RefSeq lists its product as uncharacterized. The record is from RefSeq and is a predicted model, not a curated record. Bases 550 to 3414 code for a protein of 954 amino acids. Gene Ontology annotation, molecular function: GTPase activator activity. NCBI's taxonomy places the organism in Eukaryota, Metazoa, Cnidaria, Anthozoa, Malacalcyonacea, Nephtheidae. The transcript has 7 exons.